AUGGUGAAUAAAACGACCCCUCCUCCACAGGCCUCUGGCGCCUGGCUCAAGAGCGAGCCGCUCUCGCCAACGUUGUCGACCACGAGCACGCCGCGUUGGCCCCCGAACGCGAGCGGUGAAGAGGCGAAGCCCCGUUCGCCCCGCUCUACUGCGCCCCUGGCGGCUGUACCGGAGCGGGAUUCGAACGCGGGACCUACCUACCCGCCCUUCCGUGAGGGCGUGGGCCUACGUUUUCCGCGGGUCCGGAAGCUCGCCGCUGUAUUGUGUGGUAUUGGGAAGUCCGCCACCUCCUCGCUCUCUUUCGAUGAGCUGUGUUGGUGGGCUGUUUGCCGCGGCCGCGUCGAGGCCUGGGUGCACCACCACUGGCAGCUCUGUCCCGUGCUCGCACAACGCGUGGGCGACGAUACGCCGCUGCCCUGGGACCAACACCAGGUACUCACCUUCGUCGGCUCCAAUGGCGAGUACUUGACUGAACGGAGGGGCGUCGUCACCUUCGACAACUACCUCCUCGUCCACCACCGUCUCCGCAAACUACCCGCCCCCCUCACCCGGGAUUUGCCGAGCGUCACCACCUUCACCGUCUCCACCUACCUCUACCUACUCUUCUGCACACAACCCUUCCGCGACCGACCGUGUCCCUGCAACCGACGAUCGAGCGACGAUUCCCAAAGCACUGACGGAGGCCGCACAGAACGGGCGGGCCAUGCGCUCUCGUGGCCCCACGCACCGGAAGCUGCGCUGCUUCUGGAUGCGACUCGCGGCGGCCAGGAACACACUCGCUGCGACCCCGUCGUCUAUGGCUGCGAUCCCGCGGCCUAUCGCGAGGAGGCCAACUGGGCCCCCUGUUCUGAAGACCACUACCCCCCACAAGGCCGCAACCUUUCAGAAGACCCCAGUCUAUCAGAAGACCACAAUCUAUCAGAGGGCCUGAAGGACCGAGAUUGGAAGGACCGAGAUUGGAAGGACCGAGAUUGGAAGGACCGAGAUUGGAAGGACCGGGAUUGGAAGGACCGGGAUUGGAAGGACCCGAGCCUGUCGCAGGAUUGUCGUGGAGGCCGGAGGAGAAUUGACAAUGUAGUUAGCACGGAGCCGGAGGGCGGCGAUGCCUAUUAUCAGAACUCCCGCAAGAGGAACUGCUGCAAGUCUCUGGAACAAGCCUCUCUCGAACAGAACUCUUUCGAACAAGACUCCCUCGCGUCGGAGCGAGAGCCGGAAGUGGUGAUUUUCCAGCACGGUUUGUUGGAGUCAUCGAUGUGUUGGGUCCUUGCGUUGUGGAGUGCCUUGGGGGACGUGCCUACGCUGGACAUCACGGGCCGUCUGUGGGGAGUGUGCUUCUGUUGGAUCUUGGUAUGGAAGUGGCUAUGGGAGUACGGACUGCGGCAGUACCGUUGCCUCCGUCCCACUUACGACCGCACGCUUUCGCGUGCGCGCUACCGCUGGAGCCUGCCCCUGCGUUUGCUCGAAGAACGCCCCCACCUCCAUGUCUGGAUGACCAACACGCGCGGCAACGAGUUCUGCGUAAACCUCAAUACCGAGACUAACCGCCCUAUGGGCUUCCGUCCACUCGCCUUCAAGGAUCUCCGCCGCCUCUUCCGCAUCUACUGGGACGAAGACUGGACCCACGUCGAUUCCAGCGUGCUCGAUUGCGAAGCCAUCUAUCAAUGCAUCUAUGAACCCCCCGGACAAGCGUCUCUCCGCAAACGUCCAACCCGGGGCCCACUCGUCGUCGGCUUCAGCCAAGGCAGCGCCGUCUUUUCCCUCAACGCCGCCCUCAAGUACCACUUCGCCCACGUCCUUCCGGCGCCCCUCCUGACCUUCUCGCCCCAAGACGACUUCUCCGCCACCGCCACCGCCGUCUGGGACUGGCCUCAGACCGCACCACCGGGAGCCUCCGGCCCCGCCUCCGGCGGAGCUUCCGCCACCGACUUCCCCUCGGCCUUCCCUCUCCCCUCGGUCGCGGCUCAGCGCGAGGUCCCGACCACCAACUGUCUCAAACACGACGCAGAAGGCACGGUCAUCAAGCCCGACCCACCCCCGACGGCGGCCGCCAACCCGUGGACCGCCACGCACGCGCGUGUGCUCCGUCGCACAACCGACAAGCAGCGCCGCCGACGCGGGAAACUGCGCCAAGUGCGCGCAGCCAGCGGCAAGGCCGCCCUCCCGCGCACGCAUUCCGUGGAGAGCGUGGCGUCUGCGCCACGACCCGCGCACCGUGAACCGCACCCCGACGGCGCCUGGGCUGCGGCACCUACGGCACGCGCGGCCCCGACCCCCAGAGCCGACGAGUCGCCCGACGAGGCCGCUCCGCCGGCCCCGGACGAAGCUGUUUCCGACGCGGCUUACCGAGCCCCACCGCCAUUCCGGGCGCGGUUGUUCGGAUCUUCGACGCCGUCCUCAUCGGCGCCGGGGUCCUCGUCAAUGCCUGAGUCAGGACCUAGUGCGGAGCCGGAAUUCGAUGAAAGCGCGGCAGAGUCGUUCGGACCGGGACGGCGGGCGAGCGCGGGUUGUUCGGAGAUCUUUUCGGAGCCGCGCGCUACGCCGUUGGUGUUCCCGACGGGGCUGGUGAUGCUGAGCCCGCCACUGGUGAUCCGAGCGUUCGCGCUCGAGAGUCUUAGCGGACUAACUGAUUUCGUGCGCGGUCGCGUCUGCACCGCCACCUGGGACUACCUCCAUUGGAUCGUACUCGGCACCGAACUGCUGCAGGCUAUGCUGCACGUCCGUCUCGGCUUCAUCGGACACAUCUUUGUCCGCUUCGUACUCGGCUUCAACCUGCUCCCGCUACAUUCACGCGUCGCCGACCUCGCCUACCGACUCACCCCCGCGGGAAUGACCACUCGCCGCAACAUGCGACUCUGGAAAGAUCUCAUGGACGGCCGCCACCUCCUCGGCGAGAAACUGGUCUACAACGCAGAUUCCCGCGCCUUCAUCCAACAACACUGGGCACCCGCAACUAGCCCGACCGGAGCCCCCGCAGGGCCCAGAGACGCAGCCCCCCCUGGCGACCGAGCCGCGCCGCCGGAGAAGCUCAACGUAGGGAAGCUGGUCACUCAGUUCGCGCCCAUCAAGAUCUAUGCAGGCCUCGAAGACAACAUCGCCGACACUGUGAGGGGCAUGGAAGCCUUGCUGGAGCGGUGUGUGGGGCUCACAGAGACGCGGCUGCUGGACCAGCGUAGCGAGUCAGCAGCGCGUCGGUGCUCGCUGUACGAGGCGGUGGGCGGCAGGCCGGCGCGCAUCCAGAUGAAUCUGGUGGCUGGCAGCAGCCACUGCGAUCUCCUCUGGCCGGCUGUGGCGCAGCUGAAGGUGCAUGAUGCCAUCAUGCAGGACCUGCAGGCUAUUUUAGACGCACGCAACCCUUUUGAAAAAUGA
Molecule: messenger RNA, 3366 nt
Organism: Gregarina niphandrodes
Lineage: Eukaryota; Apicomplexa; Conoidasida; Eugregarinorida; Gregarinidae
Exons: 2
Coding region: 1-3366 (1121 amino acids)
Source: RefSeq, a predicted model, not a curated record